Messenger RNA from Anthostomella pinea, 1398 nucleotides. The record is from the annotation of a GenBank genome assembly. Lineage: Eukaryota; Fungi; Ascomycota; Sordariomycetes; Xylariales; Xylariaceae.
AUGUCUGAAAGUGGUCUGGGUGCCGACGACGAACUGGUGAAGCUCGUGCUAGAAGGUCGACUCGAUGUCGACGCUGGCGAUGUGGACGCUGGCGAUGUGGACGUUGGCGUCGUGCUAGCCGAUGGUGCGGGACUCGCACUGGUGCUCGUGCUGAGGGGCCGACUGGACAACGACAAGCUGGGCGCUGACGUUCCCGUUGAGGAUGCUGUACUAGUAGUCGUGCUCAAGCUUGGGCUGGCGGUUAGUGACGAAAUGGAAGUGGUGGAACUUGAAGACGCACUCGAUGUUGGGCUGGAUGAUGUAGCGAUAGCUGGCGAUACUGCACUCGUGCUACCACUUGUGCUUGGUGGUAGUGACGAUGUCGUAGGGGUACUUGAAGACGGACUCGGUGCUGGCGACACUGUAGUCAUACUACUGCUUGAGCUUGGAAGUAAUGAUGAAGUGGAUGUACCUAAAGACACACUUGGGGUUGACGUGGUGCUACUUGAUAGCGCAAUACCUGUGCUGCCCACUAAGCUAGUACUAGAUGAUGUCGAGCUGGAAGGCGAGCUAGGUAACGAACUAAUAGGCGAGCUGAACGACGUGCUCGGAGCAGAGCUGGGAGGUGAGCUUGACGACGUGCUCGGAGCAGAGCUGAGAGGUGAGCUUGACGACGUGCUCGGAGAAGAGCUAGGAGAUAAGCUUGACGAGCUGGGGGGUGAGCUUGACGACGGGCCAAGUAACGAGCUUGGGGGCGAGCUUAACAACGGGCUAGGUGACGAGCUAGGUGACGAGCUUGACGACAAGCUUGGAGAAGAGCUGGGUGACGAGCUGGGCAAUGAGCUGGGUGACGACGAGCUGGGUAAUGACGAGCCGGGGGACGGGCUUGGUGACGAGCUGGGGGAGGAGCUUGAAGUCGGAAUGGAAAUUGGCAUUGAAGUCGGAGAUGAAACCGACGAUGACGUUAAGCUAAUGGUGCUGGAGUCCGCGGACGAGAUUGAGGAUGAUGUCGCGCCGACGGACGAACUUGCGGGCAACACCAAGCUAGACGUACUCGACCCCGUGUAUGAUAUCUGGCUAGCUGCAGUAGAUGAAAAUGGGUUUGAUGUGUUCGAGACUGUUGACGGAGUCGUACUUGUACUGGACGUGCUAGGGGAUGAGCUGGAAGAUAUAUCAGACGGAGUCGACAAUGUUGAAGAUUCUCGGCCGACCUCCGUGGACGAAGUCAAGCUAGAUGUGUCUGGCACUAUUGACGAUCCAAGGCUGUUUUCCGUAGAUGAGGUAGAGCUAGAUACGCUUGGGACUAUCGACGUUUCCUGGCUGCUUACAGCAAUGGAUGCCGAGCUAGGCGUGCCCGAGACCGUCGAUGAUGACUGGUUGUUAUCAGUAGACGAGCUUGGCGCUGCUGACGAUACCUGA